AUGAGAAUUGACCGUUUUCGUUCGGCAUGGGGGAUUGCCCCGGGCGCUAACCUGGACAACUGGGCUCUAGUUUUCCCAAAGCUGAAAGCACAUGGAUAUAGCGGUGUUGAAGUAGAUAUUCACGGGCUGGAACCAAGCAGAGACUUCCCGCUUCUAAAAGAACUAUGUGAUCAAAAUGAACUUGAAAUUGGAUUGAUGAUUCACUCGUCCUGGUAUGGAUACGUCGGUCCUCGUCCGCUAGGGACAAAGGUAGACCACCAUUUGACAAACUACCGAAACUUCCUGCAAUCGGUUGAACAAUUGAAGCCUUCGUAUAUGAACUUCCAAUCUGGGGAGGAUAUUUGGGAUGUCGAAGAGUCUAUCAAGUUUUACAAGGGAACACUGGCUGUAGACCAGGAACUCGGUGUUUCUGGUCGUGUCUGGCAUGAGACACACCGCAACCGAUCACUAUUCACGCCCUAUGCUACCCGGCGCAUCCUUGAAGCCGUCCCCGAAAUCCGGAUCAACGCCGACUUCUCGCAUUGGAUGGUUGGAUGUGAGCGAGUCCUAGAUCUCAGCGAGGGAGACAAGAUCAUGAUGAACGCGAUCAUCCCGCACGUCUACCACAUCCACGCACGAAUUGGAACAACGCAAGCAUCGCAAUGUCCAGAGCCGACCAACGCCGUCUUCAAUGAAGAGAGAGAAUGCUUCGAGAGAUUAUGGAAGCAAGUUAUCGCAGCUCGGGUCCAAGACUCUGGUCCGGACUCGAGACUUAUUUUCGUGCCAGAAUAUGGACCUUUCCCGUAUCAUCCCAUCGGCAGUGCCAAGUCUCAUGGCGAGGUUGCGGAUGAUGAAGGUAAGCGUUUGGAGGUUUUGUUCAGAGAGUAUGCUGCGAGUUUGACUGCUUGA
Penicillium nucicola is the source of this 888-nucleotide messenger RNA. RefSeq names its product sugar phosphate isomerase/epimerase family protein. The coding region runs from base 1 to 888 and encodes 295 amino acids. The record is from RefSeq and is a predicted model, not a curated record. Lineage: Eukaryota; Fungi; Ascomycota; Eurotiomycetes; Eurotiales; Aspergillaceae. The transcript has 7 exons.